Cylindrotheca closterium is the source of this 636-nucleotide messenger RNA. The record is from the annotation of a GenBank genome assembly. NCBI's taxonomy places the organism in Eukaryota, Bacillariophyta, Bacillariophyceae, Bacillariales, Bacillariaceae.
AUGUCUGCCAAGCGGCACCGUCCUGACCAGUCUGGGGAAUCUAUUGUCCCAGAGGUGGCCAAAGCAUUGAAAUGGUGGUCCAACGGCGUUCGCCUUACUGGUGGCGCCAUCCGACCAGAUAAAUCCUUUUGGUAUCUGAUUGACUUCAAGUGGAAUGCCCAACAAGGGGUAUGGAAAUUCCGGCGGAAGGGGGAUUUCAAACCAUCUCUUCUUCCAACAGGAAUGUCGGAAAUUGCGGUUGAACUGGAUGAUCUGGAUGGCACUCCAGUGCAUCUACGGUGGUUGGAACCGGACGAAUCGGCGAAGACUUUGGGUAUCCUGAUGUCCCCCUGCUCCAACAGGAAAGCACAAUUUGUGGUGAUGCAGGGGAAAGCAAAAGCAUGGGCGGACCAGAUCCAACCUAGCUUCCUCCACCAAUACGAUGUCCUCCCUCUCCUUUGCACCACAAUCCAGAAGACUUUGGAGUACCCCAUGGCGCUCACCUUCUUCUCUCAGCAGGAGUGGGACCGGCUCCUAUCCCCAGUGCUCAGGGCGGCACUUCCAAAGGCUGGUAUCUGCCGCAACUUUCCUCGUGCUAUGGUCUAUGCCCCCAUUGCACUCCAAGGAGUGGGUGUCCCUCAUCCGUACGGUCUCUAA